CACGUGACGCCGCGCUCGCCGGGCCCGGUCACAUGGGCGGCGCGGCCGCUGCGUCAGUCAGUCCUGGCUGCGGGCGCCGAGCGUCCGUCGUCUCCGCCGCCGCCAGCUGACAGGGCGGAGAUCCGGGCGCCAGGUCCUCAUCAGCCCGCCCCCGCCGCCGCCGUCGGCCGUCCCAGGCUGGGCCCGACCGUCAUGGACCGGGUCGGGACCUCCGCCUGUUCCGUGUGAGGCGCGUCGCCUCCCCGCCGGCGCUUUUCCAGACCCCCGGCGCCCCCGAGCGCCUGGUCCUCGGCAGCCUGUCGCCGCCCCCCGCUGGGCUCGGAUGCGCGUCGGGUGAAGGUGCAGGCCCGGUCCCGCCGCCGCCGCCGGGGGAUGGUUCGGGCCUAGAGGAGCCGGGACUGGAGGGAAUCUAGAGCAACAGCAAAGCUGAGGUCAAACUGCCAUAAGGAUGGACACCAAGGAAGCUGUGUUUGGGACAAAAAGAAAUCAAGAUAAGCAACAUGAACCGUGAAGACCGGAAUGUGCUGCGUAUGAAAGAACGGGAAAGGCGGAAUCAGGAAAUUCAGCAGGGUGAAGACGCCUUCCCACCUAGCUCUCCUCUCUUUGCUGAGCCAUACAAAGUUACUAGUAAAGAAGAUAAGCUAUCAAGUCGUAUUCAGAGUAUGCUUGGAAACUACGAUGAAAUGAAGGAUUUCAUAGGAGACAGAUCUAUACCAAAGCUUGUUGCACUUCCCAAGCCUGCAGUACCAACGACAGCAGAUGAAAAAUCUAACCCAAAUUUCUUUGAACAGAGACAUGGAAGCUCUCAUCAGAGUAGCAAAUGGACUCCUGUAGGACCUGCACCCAGCACUUCUCAGUCUCAGAAACGGUCCUCAGGCUUACAGAGUGGACACAGUAACCAGCGGACCAGUGCAGGUGGCAGUGGUGGCACUAAUAGUAGUAGCCAGAGGCAUGACCGUGAUUCAUAUAGCAGUAGUGGGAGCAGUAGCCGGAAAAAAGGCCAGCAUGGAUCAGAACACUCCAAAUCACGCUCUUCCAGCCCUGGAAAACCCCAGGCUGUCUCAUCAUUAAGCUCCAGUCAUUCCAGGUCUCACGGGAAUGAUCACCAUAACAAGGAACAUCAGCGUUCCAAAUCACCUCGGGACCCUGAUGCAAAUUGGGAUUCUCCUUCCCGUGUAUCUUUUUCAAGUGGGCAGCACUCAAAUCAGUCUUUCCCACCUUCAUUGAUGUCAAAGUCCAGUUCAAUGUUACAGAAACCCACUGCCUAUGUACGACCUAUGGACGGACAGGAGUCCAUGGAACCAAAGCUGUCCUCUGAGCACUACAGCAGUCAAUCCCAUGGCAACAGCAUGGCUGAAUUGAAAUCUAGCAGCAAAGCACAUCUCACCAAGCUGAAAAUACCUUCUCAACCACUGGAUGCAUCUGCUUCUGGUGAUGUGAGCUGUGUGGAUGAAAUUCUUAAAGAGAUGACGCAUUCAUGGCCUCCCCCUCUAACGGCUAUUCAUACACCAUGCAAAACAGAACCUUCCAAAUUUCCUUUUCCAACUAAGGAGACUCAGCAGUCCAACUUUGGCCCUGGAGAACAAAAAAGAUAUAAUCCUUCUUCUAAAACCUCAAAUGGGCAUCAAUCUAAAUCUAUGUUAAAAGAUGACUUAAAGCUAAGCAGCAGUGAAGACAGUGAUGGGGAACAGGAUUGUGACAAGACAGUGCCAAGGAGUACACCGGGAAGUAACUCUGAACCUUCACACCAUAAUAGUGAAGGAGCAGAUAACUCCAGGGAUGAUUCUAGCAGCCACAGUGGAUCUGAAAGCAGCUCUGGAUCUGACUCAGAGAGUGAAAGCAGUUCCAGUGACAGUGAGGCAAAUGAGCCAUCUCAGAGUGCAUCUCCUGAGCCUGAACCACCACCAACAAACAAAUGGCAACUUGAUAACUGGUUGAAUAAAGUGAACCCACAUAAAGUGUCACCAGCUUCUUCUGUGGACAGUAACAUCCCAUCAUCUCAAGGCUAUAAAAAGGAAGGCCGAGAACAGGGCACUGGGAAUAGCUACACUGACCCAGGUGGACCUAAAGAAACAAGUUCCGCUACUCCUGGAAGAGAUUCCAAAACUGCUCAAAAGGGAUCAGAAAGUGGGCGUGGGAGGCAGAAGUCUCCCGCACAGAGUGACAGUACAACACAGAGGAGAACUGUAGGCAAAAAACAACCCAAAAAGACCGAGAAGACGGCUGCUGAAGAACCUCGAGGAGGUUUGAAGAUAGAAAGCGAAACCCCCGUAGACAUGGCUACUAGCAUACCCUCCAGCAGACACAAAGCAGCCACCAAAGGCUCCAGGAAACCCAAUAUAAAAAAGGAGUCCAAAUCUUCCCCUCGCCCUUCAGCAGAGAAAAAGAAAUACAAGUCAACUACUAAAUCUUCCCAGAAAUCAAGGGAAAUCAUAGAAACAGAUACCUCAUCCUCAGAUUCGGAUGAAAGCGAGAGCCUUCCUCCUUCCUCACAAACUCCUAAGUACCCUGAGAGUAAUAGGACUCCCGUUAAACCCUCCUCAGUGGAGGAAGAAGAUAGCUUUUUCCGGCAACGAAUGUUCUCUCCUAUGGAAGAGAAGGAACUUCUUUCACCCCUUAGUGAGCCUGAUGAUAGGUAUCCACUCAUUGUGAAGAUUGACCUGAAUCUCUUGACUAGAAUACCAGGAAAGCCUUACAAAGAAACAGAGCCACCGAAGGGGGAAAAGAAAAAUGUGCCGGAGAAGCACACAAGAGAGGCUCAGAAACAAGCCUCAGAAAAAGUUUCCAGUAAAGGCAAGAGGAAACAUAAGAAUGAAGAUGAUAACCGAGCCAAUGACAUCAAGAAACCCAAAACAGAGGACAAGAAUUUAGCAGGCCACAAGCCACCCAGCAACAGAGAGUCAUCUAAACAGAGUGUGGCAAAAGAAAAAGAUUUGUUGCCUUCUCCUGCUGGGCCUGUUCCUUCAAAAGAUCCAAAAACGGAGCAUGGCUCUCGAAAGAGGACCAUUAGUCAGUCUUCUUCCCUAAAGUCAAGUAAUAACAGCAACAAGGAGAAUAGUGGCAGCAGCAAAAACAGUUCCUCCACGUCAAAGCAGAAGAAAACUGAAGGGAAGACUUCCAGUAGCUCUAAGGAGGCCAAGGAAAAGGCUUCAAAUAGCUCCUCUAACUGUCCGACAUCUACACCAACUCCUGAAGCUUCAAAGCCUCGGAGAACAAAGCUUACCUUUGAUGACAGAAGUUAUUCAGCAGACCAUUAUUUACAAGAAGCAAAAAAGCUAAAGCACAAUGCAGAUGCAUUGUCUGACAGGUUUGAGAAAGCUGUAUACUAUCUUGAUGCUGUGGUUUCUUUCAUUGAAUGUGGAAAUGCAUUAGAGAAAAAUGCUCAGGAAUCCAAAUCCCCAUUUCCUAUGUAUUCAGAGACAGUGGAGCUCAUCAAAUACACUAUGAAGCUAAAGAAUUACUUAGCACCAGAUGCUACAGCUGCAGAUAAAAGACUUACAGUACUUUGCCUGAGAUGCCAGUCUCUGCUGUACCUGAGGCUAUUCAAACUGAAGAAGGAAAAUGCUCUGAAGUACUCAAAGACAUUGACAGAGCACCUGAAGAAUUCUUAUAAUAAUUCUCAAGCACCAUCACCUGGCUUGGGAAGCAAAGUUGUUGGGAUGCCUUCCCCUGUUUCUCCAAAGCUGUCGCCAGGCAAUUCAGGAAAUUAUUCUUCUGGGGCCAGUAGUGCUUCAGCAAGUGGUUCUUCAGUGACCAUUCCACACAGGAUCCACCAGAUGGCAGCCAGCUAUGUUCAGGUUACAUCUAAUUUCCUCUAUGCCACAGAAAUUUGGGACCAAGCUGAGCAGCUUUCCAAAGAACAAAAAGAAUUCUUUGCUGAACUGGAUAAAGUAAUGGGCCCUCUCAUCUUUAACGCAAGCAUCAUGACAGACCUAGUUCGUUACACCCGGCAGGGACUGCACUGGCUUCGCCAGGAUGCCAAGUUGAUAUCUUGAACUGAACACAUUCUUGUUGCCUCUGAUUUUCUCCACAACACUGUGUUACAUCAUGAAGGAAAACUGCCAUAACAUGCCGCCUAGUCGACACUAAGAAUGAGGAAUGGUGUUCUCCCAUGUUCAUAUGUUAUUGUUUUUUAUAGCCCAAAGCCAUCAUGUCAGUUGGCCCUGUCAAUAUUCCCAAUAUGAAAAAUCAUGUAAAUGCUUUUAAAUCUGCAGCAUAUUGAUAAGAUGGUUUCGGUGAUCUUUAUUAAUAAGAUUGAAAUUCCAACUGCAGUUCAUAAGUAAUCAAUUGAAAUUGUAUUUAUUUUAAUUUUUUUAAGUUCCCACAUUGGGGCUAGUUUAAAACUUCAUUAUUUCUGCCUAUAAAUUUAUCCUGUUAAAUAUUGAACAUAAAUGUAAUGUAGGCAUUUUUAUUUAUAGACUUUGGGAGCUUUGUUACCAAUUAAUGUCUUUUUGUGGUAGCUCUUCUAAGAGUAAUAGUUGGUUCAUUUAAAAUAUGGACAUGUUCUUUCUAUACCUACUACCUGAUAAUAUUUCAGUUAUUAACUACAAUUUUAUUAAUGCAGAAUUUAUACUUAGUAUUAAGGAUAUUCUACAUAUGAAAAUCACUUAAAUAUGAGAAGAUAGCAUUCUACAUGGGUGUAAAACAAAUAUGUCUGAUUUGGUAUGCAUUAUUUCAAGAACUGUGAACGUGUGUUGAUAACACUAAUAAUCACAAGGUGACUACAACUUGCAUUUAAUGCAUUACAAAAGAGGGCAGGCAGACUUUCUAGGAGAAGUAUAUCAAAUGAAGGGUUUCAUAAAGGACAAUCUUGAACUUUACGGAUUUUACUAAAACCAUGUGGUAGUAGGUUUUUGGUUUGUUUUUUUUUCUAAUUAUUAAAAUUUAAAUAAUGUAAGUUACUGUAAAGCAAAGGAUGAUCCAACUCCUGAAAGUUGCUGUCUAUAUCUUUUUCAUUAUUGAUAUUUAAAGGUAAAAUCUCUCUUCAGAAUUCUUAUAUAAGUAUUCUUCCACACUAGAUUGUGAUGCUCAAAUAGGAGCAUGCAGUGACUGAUACUGAAAUGGGCUAGAGCUUUGGUGUGUGUGCUUUUGUUAUACAACUUAGAGGUCUAAUGCCUGAUGUAGAGAUGAUGAAUUUCUCCUUUUAGACCUGUUUUGUAAUUAGUCCCUUUGUAUUAUGAAGGCCCUCAUCAAUUAAAUAUGUUUCUGAUAGGAUCAGAAAAUUCACACUAGAAAAGUACCUAAUGGUUCAAUGUGAGCUCUUGGGAAGGGGUGGGGAGGAGGGGUAUUGCUUAAGAAGCCAGCUCUAUAAGAGUUGUACCUUUUCCUAUAAGGUGCAUAUAAGAGUCAAAGGUGAGAAAUAUUUCCUCUAUCUUGUUUUAGUGCCCCUAUCAUGUCUAGUGUGCCUUAAAUCUUACCUUUAAAUGAAGACUCUGGACUGUUUACAGAUGAAGUUUUACACUAGGACCAGAUCACCCAUGUGGUUGGUCUCCUGCAGUAACAAUGUUAAAUUCUCUCUUCUUUUACAUCUUUAGGGUCGCAUAAAGAUGAAUGCUUUCAGAGAAGCUAAUGCUUUUGUACAUGACUUAAUCUAACCUAUUGGGUAAUGCUGUUUCAAAAAAUACUUUGUCCUUUUCCCCAUUCUAAAAAUGAAUCCACCCAAUCAGAAAAAAAAAGGAUUAUCCUGAUAUUUA
Molecule: messenger RNA, 5693 nt
Organism: Pipistrellus kuhlii (Kuhl's pipistrelle)
Lineage: Eukaryota; Metazoa; Chordata; Mammalia; Chiroptera; Vespertilionidae
Gene: AFF4
Product: AF4/FMR2 family member 4
Exons: 22
Coding region: 501-3995 (1164 amino acids)
Biological process (GO): regulation of gene expression
Cellular component (GO): nucleus; super elongation complex
Source: RefSeq, a predicted model, not a curated record